UAAAAAACCGAAGCAGCGUCACACUUUGUCACGACGUCCCAUACUCUGGGGGUUGAACGACUUAUAUAUUCAUCUUGGAAGUAUUUGUAUUGCUUUGACGAUUUUUAUAGGUAUAGCCCUGUAGUACAAACUUCUUGCGACUAACAAAAGGAGCACGCGGAUCCUCAGAGGCUAUUUCUGGAGAUCGAAAAAAUAUACAUCGAGUAUUUUCUGAACCAGUUCUCAUUAGUGGCGGUUGGCGUCACGGUACUAUUUGAUCCUUGUAUAAUUUGAAUACCCUCACUAGCAAAGUUCACUUGACAUCAAGAGCUUGACCUGAUUUAUCACCACUCAGCUAGUAUUAAUUUUCUAAAAAAAGUCGUUGAGGCACGCUGCAGUUGAAAAUGACGAAGACAGGCGCGACCCUCGGGCGUCGUCCGACGAAAAAUGGAGCACUGUUGUGCGUCGCAUUUCUCUUUCUGCAUCACGCGGAGGCGCUGAGCAUGAACCAGGGUACGAGGCGCCCAAGAGAGAGGUUUCUGGCGGCUUCCUGGAGCUGGAGUUGCAGCUUUUUACCCGGUGGCUGUAAAAGGCGCCGCACUGAUGCAACCGGGUCGUCAGGCGCCGGCGGUGCUGUCGGUUCCGCCUCGGAUGCAGCAGCGGCUAGUGCCACUAUUGCAGAACAAGGUGAAGUCGUUUCCGCAGGUGCGUCCUCUAGCGCUGCGGGUUCGGCACAGGCCACUGCUGAUGCACCCUCGUCCACAGAGAAAAAGCCGGGGUACAAAGGCGCGCCUUUGCAAUACCACCAGAUUUUGGGAAAAAACGGAGACUCGCCGCGCUGCCUCAACGGGGAACCCGCGGGCUACUUUACCGAAGUCGUAGACGACAAGGAGAAGCUUGCUGCCAAACUUGCGAACGGCUUGUUGAUCGAACUGGAGGGAGGGGGCUGGUGCGGGGACAAAGGCGGUGACGUAUUGACCGACUGCGCAGAGCGCGCGGGCAAGACGUGGAAAACAGGGGAAACAGGGUACGGCAGCGCAGUGCCGACGUCGUGGGAACAGUUCGACCGUAAAGCGAAAGUGAUGGAAACAGUCGAGAGGGAGAACCACACGCGCUACGCCUUCAAGGAUUCGUGGGCGGAGCGUUUCUUCUACGUCUACGUGCCAUACUGCGACGGAACGGCGUUCACUGGCGAUUUGAAGGAUCCGGUAACGGCCACCGAUGGUACUGAGAUGCAUUUUCACGGCAAACGCAUCCUGGACAGUGUCAUGGCGGAACUCGCGGACCGUUUCUUUGCGCCGCCGUUUGUGCGCACGAUCGAGACCCUCCCGCCGAAGGAGGAGGCAGUGCCAAACGAGUACUAUCUCGGAGCUGGAAACGGCAGUGCGGCGCGCGUGAUCUUGUACGGGCAUUCCGCCGGAGGCCUGGCCACGUUCUACGCGAUUGACCGAGUAAACGCCAUGCUGCAGGAGUAUUGGACCGCCGCCCACCAAACUCCCGAGGUCAGCAUGGAACCCAAACCGCUUGUUGUGCGCGGUGCGUCGCAGUCUGGAUUCUUUGUUCAGACACCGGCAGUGUUUGGCGAUGGAAAUACUGAAAAUGUCUUUGGUAGGUCGAUGGAGCGGCUGAUGGAAGCGGUCAACGGUUACGAUUCUUUGAACGACAAAUGCCUGCAAAAGUUUCCAGACGACAAGAAGAAGUGUUUGCACCUCCAGUAUUUCGGCGACCUGCUUGAAUCGCCGAUGUUCGUCAUGCAGAGUAAGUACGACCAGUCAGAAAUCGACUACUUUUUGACUGCCAAGUGCGCCUUUUGGUCGAACGAAGUCUGUGUCAAUCCGCAAGUGCCGGAUUCUAUCGAAGAUAUUAAUAAUUAUGAUUGGCUUCCUGCCACUGGGAGCGACGUGAUCAAGUGGGUGCAGACUUUCCGGUUUCCUGGUACCCAGUCGACGAACAUAGAGGAACAGUGGUGGAAGAACUCGGCGAAUCCCAAACGUGACUACAAGGAUUGGAACCUGGAUUGCUGCUUUUUUCACGAGCUUGCCACGAUCAAGAAUCUGUUCCAGCUGCACAUGCACCAGAGCGAAAAGAUGACGCAGAAGCGCAACGAGCGCGGCCAGCCGCAGCACAGCCAUUUCUAUCUGGACUGCAUCGCACACACGGUAUUGGGUAUGGAUCCCAAGCACCCCUCCUCCCAGGUGAACGGACAGACGAUGGACGAGGCGUUCGUGCUCUGGGGAAUGGACGAGAAUGCCGUGGUGCAAGUCAUCGACGAAAAGGAGUGGAAGCCUUCCGAUGCGGAAAAGACGUGCGUUCGUGCGCCUUAAUAAGCGCCUCCACCGGAGCCAUCGUCGGACAGUCCGCUGCACGCUGAGGACUCACGGAGUUGCUCCAUUUAACUAUUAUUUUCAGUGUGAUGUGAAAAAAAAUGAAAACGACUAUACGGUCGAAGAAUAGCAACGCGCAGGUAGUCAAACCAGACUUCCGCGCGCCUUAUUACCGGGAAGAAUCAUAUUUGUUAUGUGGUAGAUGUAUGAUUUGUUAUUGAGCCGUCCCCAAUCUUUGAUGUGUAAAAAAAGUAAAUCACUAUUGUUAAAACGAAAACUACCACACAAAACGGAAUCGCACUGCGCCAAACACUGAGUUGACGACGACUUCAGCGGUCUACUAGCAGUGAAUAGCAAAAAACGGGUAGUCAAACCAGACUCCCGCUCGCCUUAUUUGUCGACCUUGGAAAACCAUAUGUGUAUGUGUUACUGUUAUCAGGUGAAGCACAUGAAUCGGGUGUUGGUAGAUGUAUGAUUUAGGUCAUCAUUGAGAACCCAAAUAACUUAGAUGUUUACAGUGAACUAAAAAAAUCAUUUUCAAACGAAGAUGCGAAAAGGACAUGCAACGAAGCACACACCGCGCAUUAAAGGGUGAAGUUUUUCGCGGCUGGGUAAUCAGUUGAACCAGGAACGCGGUUCGUGGUUGCCAGCUCGCGCAAAAAUCAAUAUUAAGAAACGAAUUGGACGGGGUGGACAUUGAUUGUACCGCCUACCUCCUAUUCCGAAACAAAAGUAGAACGCAACACGAUAUCUGAACACAUAAUUCUACUACAUGAUCGUGAUAAUUCACGAUGAUAACACUAGGGCCUAUCUUUGGCACUGCGUACAUUCAGAAGUUGCACGAGCGCGAGGACUUCCAUGUUGAUGUUCCUCGUGCCGUCUGCUAAUACAGGCACGCACUGAAUAUGUCUCCGUAUAAGUACAGAGAAAUGCGGUAGUCGCGUAGUCUCGAUGAUGAAGCGUGUGUUUUUAUGGUCCUGGCUCGCCUGAUAGUGUUUUCUUUUUCUUCAACACUAUCAAAGAACGCAUUGUUUUUAUGCUCUGAGUGCUAACAUUGGUGGAAAGAAGGAGGAAACAUCAUGUAGUUCAUAAAAGCAUACAUAGCAUGCACUUCAUGAUUGAAUACCGGAAUUAUCCGGUCUUCUGCAAGAC
Messenger RNA from Amoebophrya sp. A120, 3455 nucleotides. The record is from the annotation of a GenBank genome assembly. NCBI's taxonomy places the organism in Eukaryota, Dinophyceae, Syndiniales, Amoebophryaceae.